Molecule: messenger RNA, 705 nt
Organism: Xenia sp. Carnegie-2017
Lineage: Eukaryota; Metazoa; Cnidaria; Anthozoa; Malacalcyonacea; Xeniidae
Product: trafficking protein particle complex subunit 2-like protein
Exons: 6
Coding region: 43-459 (138 amino acids)
Biological process (GO): endoplasmic reticulum to Golgi vesicle-mediated transport
Cellular component (GO): cytoplasm; TRAPP complex; nucleus
Source: RefSeq, a predicted model, not a curated record
UGCGAUGGUGGAAACACAAUAAUAGUAUAAGUGUGAAAGAAAAUGGCAGUAUGUGUUGCUGUUAUUGCGAAAGAAAAUCAUCCACUGUUUUUGCGAACAAUGUCACCCGAAGAUGAGCUCAAAUUUCACUACACUGUCCAUACUUCUCUUGAUGUUGUCGAGGAAAAAGUGACAUCAUUGACAAAGAGCUCAAAUGAUCCAAGAGAACUCUACCUUGGUCUUCUUUAUCCUACCGAAGAUUAUAAAGUUUAUGGCUAUGUAACAAAUACGAAGAUCAAAUUUGUCGUUGUUGUGGAAUCAGCUAACAGUCAACUCAGAGACAAUGAAAUACGAAGUAUGUUCCAACGACUUCAUGUGGCAUAUACCAACAUGUUUUGCAAUCCAUUUUACACCCCUGGUGAAAACAUAACAUCGAGGAAAUUUGAGACAGUGGUUGAAGAAAUGAUGAAACAAGAUUAAUUAGUCAUUAGUGGGAAAAUGUGCAAUGUUCACUUUGCUUCUUUCACUCCUCAUGCAAAAAACAGUCAAGUGAUCUGAUUUGAUAAUUUAUUUAAUAAGAUAAAAAUCCACAAAUAACAAUAAGAUAUUACAUAUUACAUGAGUAUCCAUUUGUAUCUAUGUGUAUCAUUAUCCAUGGUGUUUGUUUCAUGUUAUCUUAAAUUUUGUGUUGAUGCUGAAUGUAAUAAAGUGGAAAAUACCUCAAAA